Molecule: messenger RNA, 3734 nt
Organism: Amblyraja radiata (thorny skate)
Lineage: Eukaryota; Metazoa; Chordata; Chondrichthyes; Rajiformes; Rajidae
Gene: nek11
Product: NIMA-related kinase 11
Exons: 16
Coding region: 302-2125 (607 amino acids)
Biological process (GO): protein phosphorylation
Molecular function (GO): protein kinase activity; ATP binding
Source: RefSeq, a predicted model, not a curated record
CCCGGAGACUCGCGAGCAAGUCAACAAGAUGCAGGCACUUUGCACAGGGGACACCGCUUCCAAUCAACGUACUCGCAAAUGCAAUUAAAUAAAGUAACUUUCCAGCAGUUGAUGCAUUUGAGCAGUGCUUCCUCUCACCUGAUUUAUAUCUCGGAGGUAUACUUAAAGGCUUGGCCAAAUUUAUUGCGUAACAAUCGCUUGGCAUUCGGUCAACUUCACUUAAAUUUAGGAGACUCUUUACCUUCGAUAUUGGAAACAAAUUCUGGAGGAACACUGCCCCUAUCACCGUGAGAGGAGAAAUAUGCCGAAGUUUCAAGAAGCUGAAAAAGCUGUUCCCAAUACUUUAACAAAGGACUGCAUCGGGUCACUGAUUGGACAAAGAUAUUUGGUUCAAGAAAAACUUGGCAGAGGCAGUUUUGGGAUGGUUUACCUUGUACUGGAUAAGAAAUGCCAAAAAGGAGAAGCGCUGAAAGUCUUAAAGGAGAUAUCUGUUGGAGACCUGGAACCAAAUGAGACUGUACAGGCUAAUUUGGAAGCACAGCUGCUUUCGAAGCUUGAUCAUCCAGCAAUUGUUAAAUUCUACUCCAGCUUCGUAGAACACUAUAGUUUCUGCAUCAUUACAGAAUACUGUGAGGGUAGAGAUCUACAAUGUAAAAUUGAGGAGUAUGAGCAAGCCAGUUUGACGUUCUCUGAAAGCCAGAUCAUCGAGUGGUUUAUACAGUUACUACUGGGAGCCCAGUACAUGCAUGAGAGAAGAAUACUUCAUAGAGAUUUGAAAAGCAACAACAUCUUUUUAAAAAAUAACAUUGUAAAAAUAGGAGACUUUGGAGUAUCUUGUUUCCUGAUGGGUUCAUGUGACCUGGCGACUACAUUUACUGGGACACCCUACUACAUGAGCCCAGAGGUACUCAGCCACCAGGGCUAUGAUUCCAAGUCUGACAUAUGGUCGAUGGGUUGCAUUUUGUAUGAGAUGUGCUGCUUGCAUCAUGCAUUUGCUGGUCACAACUUUAUGUCAAUUGUUUUGAAGAUCGUGGAAGGUGAGGUUCCUUCACUGCCAGAUCAUUUCUCCAGAAAUCUCAAUGCAAUCAUGACAAGCAUGUUACAAAAGAAUCCAUCACAUCGACCAUCAGCUGCAGAAAUUCUGAAAAUUCCAUAUAUUGAUCUACAGUUGCAGAACAUAAAAAGCAAGUUCUCAAACAUAUCCAUGAAAGACAAAAUGAUAAGCUCCCAAAAAGAUGCUCUGCAAAUAAAGAAAGCCUUUCAGAAGAAAGUUCACCUUCAAACACUACGUGAGCAGUCUGAAAUCCAGAAAAUGACUCCACGAGAGAGGAUGAGACUUCGAAAAUUGCAGAGUGCAGAUGAGAAAUCUAAGAAAUUGAAGAAACUGGCAGAAGAGAAAUAUCAGGAAAAUCAUCAGCGCAUGCAGCAACUGAGGAAUCUCAAUUUUCAGCAAGUCAGUGUAGAUGUUCUGCAUGAAUCUAUUGAGCACAGAUCAUCACAUGAGACCCAGUCACCGCCAGUAGUUGCUCAUGAUUUCCGAUCAUUAAGGCAACCUGAACUCAAAGGGAAGAAGAUUUCGGAUAGACUGUGCAUGUCUGAGCCACCAGACCACGCAAUUCCCGAAGAUCCAGAAGUAGCUGAAGAGUUUUAUCAUGAAGAUGGUUUUGAAUCUUGUUCUGAUGAAAACCUAGAAACUGACGAAUCCAGUGAAGAAAGUGAAUGCUCUACUUUCAAAACUUAUGAACAGGACACAGAUGUUGAAGCCCUAGUACGGUGCAUGGAGGAUGUUCUGGACAGCAGAACGUUAGACAGUGGCACUGUGACUCCAGCAGCCUACCGGGGCCCAACUGCAAUCAACUGUGUCAUGGCACAGGCCAAGAUGAAUCGCAUGAGGGCGGCAGCAAUUCAAAAGCUGGAAGCAGAUGUGUUCCAAAGAGUUUAUGACUAUCUGAAGGCAGCACGGAGAGAGUACAUCAAGGAAGCAGAAGUCAUGGAGAACCUGGAGAGGUUGGGUGCCAAACCAAGCAACUGCUUUGAAGUUGAUCAACUUCUAUACUUUGAGGAGCAACUGCAGGCAUCGUCAGUAGCAGCUCAGCAGCCAAACGCUGAAGAAUAUGGCCAAUAAUCAAUGUAGUCAUUGUUCUCCUGAACUCUAUCUAAAGGCAAUACCGGUUUUGCGUUAAUAAAUGCAGUAAAUACCAAAUGAUUGGUAAGGCAGCAUCUGCCUACGAAAGACUGAGUCAAGGUUUCAAAAGUGAUGAAAGUCAUUGGAUCCAAAACAUUAACAGUUCUCUCUUCAUUGAAAUUGCCGAAUAUUCAGUUUUGCAGCAUUUUCUCUUUUUAUUUUGGAUUUCCAGCAUUCCCAUUAUUUGUUUUUUUGUGGUAUCACUUAAUACUCAUAAAGGAAGUAAACUUUAUAUGCAACUCAAUCCUAACAAGAAACAACUUGCUUGCUUAUAAUUAGCAAUAUUCCCGAGUGUUUACCUGGCAGAGCUUCUUUUCUAAAACACAAGCAUUUUAAGGAGGAAAUUAUAAAUAGUAGAUAGUUAAAGGUUUGUUUUUCUACACCAAAAAUGAUCAAAAACAGAUAUUGCUAUUCAUCAGCAAUCAAAUGCAAGAGUCGUUUCUCCAGAAUUUAUAACGUAACUUUUAGUAGUUUAUCAGUUCUCUUACAAUGAGUGUUUUUUUUGUAUAAAUAAAAUAAAACUUCAAUUUAUUACUCUAAUUAUGUUUUGGUAUUCUGUAUAAUUCUGUGAAGAUAAUUGUGUUCUCAACAAAGACAUAUUUUAAAAUCAUACAUUUUUACCAGAAUUGUUUCCUUUAUUAUGUGAAUAAUAAUUUCCCAAGGUUAUGGGGAAGAGGCAGGAGAAUGGGGUUAGGAGGGAGAGAUAGAUCAGCCAUGAUUGAAUGGUGGAGUAGACGAUGGGCCGAAUGGCCUAAUUCUGCUCCUGUCACUUAUGAUCUGAUGGUCUUGUGAUUAUUGGGACUGGCAUUAUUGGGACUGGCAUUAUUACCGUAAAUAUCUAAUCUCUACACCACUAGGACACAGGGUGAAAUGUCCAAGAGAUGCAGUAGAUAAGACAGCAAUGUAUCUAAGACAACACAGCCACAAGUGCCAAUGGCAGCAAACACAUGGAAACACUAACAUCAGGCUGUCCUCAAAGACAACUAUCCGGGCAGGCAUUGUUGUUUCUUCACACUUGCUUGGCCAAAUUGCUGCAAGUCACAUCCAGUAUCUUACCUCUAAUGGUCAUGGUUGAUCAUCACCUUUUCAGGGGAAAUAUGGGGAUGGGCACAAGGAAGAAGCUAGAACGGGAACAAGCCUUGUCCUCCCAACAAUUAUCGAAAAUAUCAUACCAAAACAGUAAGAACACUAGCAAGUUGCUUAAAAAGCAGACAAAAAUGUACUUCAAUCCAUGUACACUACAGAGACAUCAGUACACACUCAGUAUACAUUGAACUGAGGGAGUGCUGCACUGUUGAAGGUUAGUUCUGGGAUCAAUGACCAAAACAAGGGCCAUGAAAGUUCCCAAGCUCUAUUUUGAAGAGGAGCAAGCGAACCCAAAUCAAUAUUUAGUCCUUAAAGCUGAUCUUGAAGUCAUUGUCACUGCAAAUCGAAGGAGUUUGCUGCACUCAUGUCUGGUGCCAUUCUUCACUUCAUAGAGCUACACAGCAUGGAAACAAGCCCUUUGGCACAAUUCUGCUUUUGGCCUAAAUCCCUCUCAACCUUUCCU